AUGACACUCCUGGAGGGAUCCUCCUGUGCCCGGAAGCCUCCCCCACUCCUCCAUCCCUACUCCUGUGGUCGGCUCAAAUACCAGACAGGGCGAAUCUCAGCUUUUCCCCAAACAUUCCUUGUUCCUGUGGCCCGGCCCAAGCUGGCUGAGGUUACGCAAACAGGAGUGGUGGGGCUCCUCUUGCUGCUGCUCCUGCUGUGGCUGGGCCUCCCAGCGGUCCCCAGUAUGGAGGAUCCAGUCUUCCCCCAUCUGGGGGAGAGCUUGCAGCCCUGGCCCCGGGCCUGCCCCCCUCGCUGCUCCUGUCUCCGUGAGGAGACUGUGGACUGUGAUGGUCUGGACCUGAGAGUAUUCCCGGACAACAUCACCAGGGCCGCUCAGCACCUCUCCCUGCAGAACAACCAGCUGCAGGAGCUCCCAUACAACGAGCUAUCACGCCUCAGUGCCCUUAGGACCCUCAAUCUGCACAACAACCUCAUCUCCUCUGAGGGCCUUCCGGACGAGGCCUUCGAGUCCCUCACCCAGCUACAGCACAUCUAUGUUGCCAACAACAAGCUAUCAGUGGCCCCUCAGUUUCUGCCCCGCUCGCUCCGUGUCGCGGAUCUGGCUGCCAACCAAGUGACAGAGAUCUUCCCACUCACCUUUGGGGAGAAGCCGGUGCUCAGAUCCGUGUACCUCCACAACAAUGAGCUGAGCAACUCAGGCCUGCCCCCCAAUGCCUUCCGAGGCUCUGAUGCCGUCACCACCCUCAGCCUCUCCAGCAAUCGACUCAGCUACCUGCCGCCCAGCCUGCCACCCUCACUGGAGCGACUCCACCUACAGAACAACCUCAUCUCCAAGGUGCCCCGGGGAGCGCUAAGCCGCCAGACCCAGCUCCGUGAGCUCUACCUCCAACACAACCGGCUGACUGACAGCGGCCUGGAUGGCACUACUUUCAGCAAGCUGUCCAGCCUUGAGUAUCUAGACCUGUCCCACAACCAGCUGGCUGAAGUGCCUGCCGGUCUACCCCGAACACUGGCCAUCCUGCACCUGGGCCGUAACCGCAUCCAGCGGGUGGAGGGGGCCCGGCUGCAGGGGGCUCAGGGCCUGCGAUACCUGCUGCUACAGCACAACCAGCUGGGGGGCACGGGGCUCUCCCCUGGAGCUCUGCGGCCCCUGCGGCGCCUGCACACGUUGCAUCUCUAUGGCAACAGGCUGGACCGUGUACCCCUGGCAUUGCCUCGCCGCCUGAGGGCCCUGGUACUGCCCCACAACCAAGUGACCCUGCUGGGUGCUCAUGACCUGGCCGCCAUGCGGGGUCUGACUGAUCUCAACUUGGCCUACAAUCGCCUGGUCAGCUCCCGUGUCCACCGCCGGGCCUUCCGCCCUCUUCGUGCCCUUCGCAGCCUCGACCUGGCGGGCAACCAGCUGACACGGCUGCCCUCCGGUCUGCCCUCCAGCAUCCACAUCCUGCGGCUGCAGCGCAACCAGCUACGGGCCCUAGAGCCUGAGCAGCUGGCAGGGCUGGUUCAGCUGCAGGAACUCAGCCUGGCCCACAAUCAGCUCCAGGUCGGCAACAUCGGUCCAGGCACCUGGCAUGAGCUGCAAGCCCUCAAGGUGUUGGACCUCAGCCACAACCAGCUGUCCUUCAUGCCGCCGGACCUGCCCGAAGCCCUGGAAGAGCUACACCUACAGGCCAACCGCAUCAGCCAUGUGGGCCCUGAGGCCUUCACCAGCACGCCGCACCUUCGUGCCCUCUUCCUCAGGGCCAACAGGCUUCAUAUGACCAGCAUUGCACCAGAGGCCUUCCUGGGGCUCCCACAGCUUCGCGUGGUAGACACAGCGGGUAACCCAGAGCAGGUCCUUGUCCGCCUACAGCCCACAACCCCACAUCAACCGCGGGCAGGUGGCCCCUGA
Chrysochloris asiatica (Cape golden mole) is the source of this 1893-nucleotide messenger RNA. It is a transcript of the gene PODNL1, whose product is annotated as podocan-like 1. NCBI's taxonomy places the organism in Eukaryota, Metazoa, Chordata, Mammalia, Afrosoricida, Chrysochloridae. The record is from RefSeq and is a predicted model, not a curated record. The transcript has 11 exons. Bases 1 to 1893 code for a protein of 630 amino acids. Gene Ontology annotation, molecular function: protein binding.